AUGAUUAUUGACUCAGGUUCCAGUGUGAACUUAAUUGAUAAAAAUACCUUUAAAAAAAUUAGAAGCAACAAUCCUAAUUUAAUAAUCAAGAAAUCAUCAACAACCAUCUUUCCAUAUGUUUUGAAGCCUUUAAAAUUAAUAGGUUGUUUCAAAGCUGAAAUUGAAGCUAAAAACAAAAUAACUACAAACAAUAUAUAUAUCGUAGAUAAAAAUAAGGUUGGAAAUAUAAUGGGAAUUGAAACUGCUAAGGAGUUAAACAUUUUAAAAAUUGCAGAAAGUGUUAAGUUUGUGAAUAAUAAAGAACACUAUAUGAAUUCAGUGGAUAAUAAGUCAAUUGAAGCUGUACAGCACUCUAACGUGUGUAAAAACAUUGAUGAUAAAAUCAAACUUCCAACAAAUCAAAAUGAUAAUAGUUUUGAGCAUAUUGAUUCAAAUUGUAAAGUCACUUUAAAGUUUAAAAAUAAUUUGACAAAGUUAAUUGCAAAAUACGAAGACAUAUUCGAAGGACAUGGUAAAUUAAAAAAUUUUCAAUGCAAACUUUAUGUAGACAAAAACAUACAACCAGUUGCGCAAAAUUUGCGACGUUAUCCUUAUCACCUUCGAAAAGACAUUCGAGCAGAGUUAAAGCGACUUCAAGAAGCAGACAUUAUUGAAAAAGUUGAAAGACCACAAGAAUAG
Messenger RNA from Hydra vulgaris (swiftwater hydra), 678 nucleotides. NCBI's taxonomy places the organism in Eukaryota, Metazoa, Cnidaria, Hydrozoa, Anthoathecata, Hydridae. The record is from RefSeq and is a predicted model, not a curated record.